GGCAUUUGAAGCUGAGUAAAUCAGAAUGGCAUUGGGAUUCUGUAAAGCUGUACAAACAAGAACAAUAGGAUUAAAGCUUUUUACAGACCACCCUGUUCUGUCACUGGUAUGGCCUGGCUCGGUCCGCCAUAAAUUCACAAGAUCGCGUAUUCCUGAAGAGACUUUUCAGCCAAAGCCUGAAGACCAUGAAAAAUAUGGGGGAGAUCCACAACAGCCACACAAGCUACACCUUAUCACUAGAGUACGUUCCGUUAUUGGAAGGCCAUAUUGGGAAAAGGAUGUAGUAAGGAGGCUUGGACUCGAAAAGGCUUACAAGCCAGUAAUCCAUAAGAACAUCCCAGCAGUCAAUGAACAGCUUAAAAUGAUCAAGCACUUAGUUAGGUAUGAGGGCUCCUUGUUCUCGUAUGGUCUUCCAGCAGAAGAGGAAAUGUCUAGCACUUACCUGAACAGUAAAGGCGAGCUGGUGAUCUGUAAAAGGCUGCAGCCAGUGGAGACCAAAUAUGUGGAAUCCUAGCACCUGUUAUUUCUAUGUAGUUUGUUAAAUAAAUCUUUUGUACAGAAUAAGUGUUCGUGUC
Nanorana parkeri is the source of this 575-nucleotide messenger RNA. It is a transcript of the gene MRPL30, whose product is annotated as mitochondrial ribosomal protein L30. Gene Ontology annotation, biological process: translation. Gene Ontology annotation, molecular function: structural constituent of ribosome. Gene Ontology annotation, cellular component: mitochondrion; large ribosomal subunit. The record is from RefSeq and is a predicted model, not a curated record. Lineage: Eukaryota; Metazoa; Chordata; Amphibia; Anura; Dicroglossidae. The transcript has 5 exons. Bases 26 to 514 code for a protein of 162 amino acids.